AUGAGCAGCACUCAGGAACUUAGUACAGCUUGUGCAGAACAGACUGAAGAAGUUGUUUCUAGGAAGUUUUCUGCCUUAUUGGAGUCUUUUAGCAUGGUGUCAUGCUCCUUUGAGAUCCUUGCUGGAGAAAGCAUUCCUGAAUUUGUGGAAAAACCAUGUCCACUGACAACACCCGAGGGGGUUCCAAUUCAGUUUGUCAGCAAUCUCAAGAACACCCAAGUGAAAAAGAAGGGAAAAGCCUGUCUGGAGUGUGUGCUGACUUAUAAAGAUGUCAUCCUGAAGGGGAUGAAGAAUGGACAAAUGAUUGAGAUUGAGAUGAUGAAGCAUGAAGGGAAGAGAGCAGAGCUUACCAUUAAUGCUGCUGAGCUGAAUUCUCCUGUUAUUAGAGAAUCUGUCCUCAAGCUUUUUGCUGCACUCAGCAUUACUGUGAAGACUAAGCGUACCACAAGCAUCAAGGUGCCUUUCAAGGCAAAGCCAGUGCCGAAAGUCACAUGGUUCAAAGAUGGUAUUGAGGUGGCAGCAGAAGAGAAAGUGGUGAUGGAGAAAGACAGUGGCUGCAUUACAAUCGAAACCUGUGUGAGAGAAGACAGUGGAGCCAUUAUGCUGAAUCUGAAAAAUCGCUGUGGCUCAGCUUCUGACAAUCCUUACCUCAACUUUGUUGACAAACCAAAACCCCCACAGGGGGAAGCAGAGUUCCUGCAAACAAGGGGGAAAUGUAAAAUCAGAUGGAGAGCACCCAAAGGCAGUGGAGGAAAGCAGGUGACUCGCCUUGUCAUCCAGAGGAGGGUAGCUGCAGAAAAAAAUUACAUCAAAAUAGCGGUGGUGGAGAGCAACUGCACCACAUUUGCUAUGGAGAAGGUGGAGGAAGGGAAAGCCUACUAAUUCAGAAUAUGUGCCGUCAGCUCUGCGGGCCUCAUUGAGCCCCUGGAAACAGAAGAAAUUUUUGCUGGAGAAUGUAGCCUCUUGAGACAGGUGUGUCAGUCUCAAGUUGUAAAUGUCAGGAAAGAAGCUGUCACCAUCACCUGGAACUCCCCAGCCCAGGAUGAAGGCUCCCCAGUGCAAAGUUACAUCAUAGAAAAAAGGAAGAAGGGCAGCAAUCUUUGUGUCCCGGUCACCAAGGAGCCAGUCUGA
Messenger RNA from Leptosomus discolor (cuckoo roller), 1131 nucleotides. The record is from RefSeq and is a predicted model, not a curated record. Lineage: Eukaryota; Metazoa; Chordata; Aves; Leptosomiformes; Leptosomidae.